Messenger RNA from Cyanistes caeruleus (blue tit), 309 nucleotides. The record is from RefSeq and is a predicted model, not a curated record. NCBI's taxonomy places the organism in Eukaryota, Metazoa, Chordata, Aves, Passeriformes, Paridae.
GCCGGCCCCGGUGCUGUGCAUGGAAUUCAUCCCGGAGCCGAAUCCCGAGGAUCCCGGGGAGCAGGGAAUGGCCCCGGAUCCGGCCCCCAACGCCCCCCACCCCGCAGUGUGCCUGGGGCUGCAGGACGGGAGCCUGCUGGUGUACGGCAGCGUGGAUUCGGGAACGCCGUGCCUGCUGCGCUGCCAGAUCCCGGGAAUGCCGCCCAUCCUGUGCCUCCGGAACAGCCCCGAGUUCCUGCUGGCGGGGCUGCAGGACGGGAACGUGGCCGCCUUCCCCCGGAACCACGGUGAGCAUUCCUGGGAAUGAAU